AUGAGUUACUUUUUGAAAUAUGUCGAAAUUGAUAAUUUCAAAUCGUACAAAGGACAUAUUGUCAUCGGCCCAUUACGAAAAUUCACAGCUAUUAUUGGACCAAAUGGAUCUGGCAAAUCCAAUCUUAUGGAUGCUAUAAGUUUUGUUUUGGGUGAACCAACAAAAAGUUUACGUGUUCGAAAAUUAUCAGAAUUAAUUCAUGGUGCACCAAUCAAUAAACCCGUUAGUACACGUGCAUCUGUUUCAUUAAUAUUUGUUACAAUAAAAGCUGAUCGCCAUGGUGAACGUACUGAACAUGAAAAACGUUUUCAACGUUUAAUCGUCGGUAAUGCAUCUGAAUAUCGUGUUGAUGGACGUCAACUAUCAGCCACUGAAUAUACUGAAGAACUUGAAAAUAUGGGUAUUAUACCCAAAGCAAAAAACUUCCUUAUUUUCCAAGGACAAGUUGAAUCUAUUGCUAUGAAAACACCCAAAGAAUUUACUGCUAUGUUCGAAGAAUUAAGUCGUAGCGGAGAAUUAAAAGAAGAAUAUGAACAAGCAAAACAAGAAAAAAAUAAAGCUGAACAAGAUACACAUGCAAAUUUUCAAAAGAAGAAAGGUGUUGAAAAGCAGAAAAAAGAAGUUCGAUUAGAGAAAGAAGUUGCACAAAAAUAUGCUGCUUUGAAAACACAAUAUGAUGAACUGCAAUUACAAUUAAAAUUAUUUCAAUUGUAUCAUAAUAAACAAGAAUUAACGGAAAAACGUGAAAUAGCCGAUAAGAAACGAGACGAAGUUGCAAAAUUAGAAAAACGAAAAGAAAUAUCAGAUGAAGAAAUCAAAGCAAAAAAGAAAGAACUAGCUGCUUAUAAUAAAGAAUUAGCAAAUGAUGAACAAAAAGUUAAAGAAUUGGAAGCACAAAUCAAUAAAAAUCGUCCAACUUAUAUCAAAGCAAAGGAAAACUCUACUCAUCAUCAGAAAAAACUCGAUCUUGCAAGAAAAACUCUUCUUGCAGCUGAAAAAUCUCAUAGUGCUCAUAAUGAUGAAAUUGAAAAAUAUGAUGAUGAUUUACGUGAAGUCGAACGAUUACGAAAAGAAUAUGAAGAUAAGCUACAAGAUGAAUCUCAACAUACUGGUCGGAAUUUAGCAUUAGAAGAAAAUCAAAUGAAAGAAUAUCGACGUUUAAAAGAAGAAGCAGCGAAAAAAAUGACUCAAUUCUCUGAAGAAUACGAUUCAAUUGAUCGUCAACAACAAGUCGAUAAAACAAAUGUUGAACAAGAACAACGAAGCCAAAAAGAUCAUGAAGCUCGUAUAAAACAAACGGAAUCACGUAUAGAAGAAUUGAAUGGAAAAAUCGAUAAGUUGGGUGGUUAUAUUGCUGAUCUCGAACGAGAAUUCAAUGAAAAACAAACAAAUGUACAAUUACUCGAACGUGAAGUUUCUGAAGGUCGAAAACGUUGUGGGGAACUUGAAGAAGAACUUGAUCAAGUUAAUAAAGAAAUUGGUGAAGCUCGUUCAGAUCGAAAUGAAACAAGUCGAGCACAACGACGAGCUGAACUUAUUGAAAAUCUUAAACAAUUUCCAGGAGUGUACGGUCGUUUGAUUGAUCUAUGUGAACCCACUCAUAAACGUUUUCAAAUGGCCAUAACAAAAGUUCUUGGUCGCAAUAUGGAUUCUAUUGUUGUUGAACGUGAAACAACUGUUCAAUCGUGUUUACGUUAUAUGAAAGAACAUCGUUAUGAACCGGAGACAUUUUUACCACUUGAUUAUAUUAAAGUAACACCAGUUAAUGAACAGCUUCGAGAAUUACAAGAACCGAAAAAUGUUAAACUUGUUCUCGAUGUGAUCAAAUAUGAUAAACAAUAUUACAAAGCAUUACUUUAUGCUUGUGGUAAUGCACUUGUUUGUGAUAGUGACGACGAUGCUCGAAGACUUGCCUAUGAAAGUGGACAUCACAAAAAUAAAGUUGUUUCAUUAAAUGGAACACUCUUCAGUAAAUCUGGUGUUAUUUCAGGUGGAUCAAGCGAAUUGAAAGCUCGAGCUAAACGUUGGGACGAAAAACAUCUUGAUGCAUUACGUUUACGUAAAGAUAAAUUAUUUGACGAAUAUAAAGAACAACAAAAGAAGAAACGACGUGAAGCAGAAUUAAUUAAUGCACGUGCACAGUUACAACAGCUUGAAAGUCGUUUACGCUAUUCAAGAACCGAUAAAGAAACAGCUGAAAAGAAACAAAGGAUUUUAAUCGAAAAAGAUCUUGUUGAUUUCAAAGAUAAACUUGCUACCUAUGAGCCGAAGGUUACUGCAUUACAAGUCACAAUCGAUGAACGUGAAAAACGUAUAUCGAAAUUACGGUUGCAAAAAAAUAAAAUUGAAGACGCUAUAUUUGCUGAGUUUUGUAAACAUAUUCAUGUAUCCAAUAUUCGUGUUUAUGAAGAUCGAGAAUUGCAAGCCGCUGAAAAACGAGCUCAAGAACGUCUUGAAUUCGAAAAUCAAAUAACUAAAAUUCAAACAAUGCUUGAUUUCGAACGUACUCGUGACACAGCUGGUCAUGCUGAGCAAGUUCGAAAAGAAGUUUCAAACUUAGAAGAAGCAUUACAAAGAUGCCAAAAGAACGAAAAAAAAUAUCGUAAAGUUAUCGAAGAUCUUCAACAUGAAAUCGCCGAAGUAAAAGAUCGUUUGCUUGAUCAAAAGAAAAAAAUUGAAUUUCAAGAACGUGAAAUAACCGAUUGUACAAAACGUGCAGCACAAUUAAAUAAAGAUUUUAAUGAACAACGAAAACGUUUGCAACUCAUUGAAAGUGAUAUUGAAAAAUUACGUAUGGAUCGUCAUAAUUAUUUUCGUAUAGCUAAGCUUACUGAAAUAGCCUUACCAUUCCGUGGCAAUGCUGGUUCUAUGGCAGCAAUAUCACUUGCUGAAACAUCUUCAUCCGAUGAUGCUAAUGCUCAAGUGCAAGGAAAUUCUUCGUCCACAAUGUUAAUGAGUCAAUCGACGACGACUACAGACUUGUCGACGGUAUCGAACGGCGAUGGUAAUAAUUCAAGCCAAUACGAUUCAAAACAAAUCUACGAUAUGGAAGAUAAAUUUGAGCUGAAUUAUAAACGUUUACGUGACGAUUUGAAAAAAAUUAAUUAUGAACAAGUUGAUAAAGAAGAAAAAUUAUUAAUUAAACAAAUGGCCGAUAUUGAAGCUCAAUUACAAAAACAUUUGCCACAGACAUCAGCUAUUGAUGCACGUUCACGUGAAGUUAAAACAACAUUCGAAUUGACCAAUGCAGAAUUCGAACGUGCUCGUAAUGCUGCUAAACGUGCAAGACAAGCUUUUGAAAAAAUAAAAAAAGAACGAUACGAUCGGUUCAAUGCACUUUAUGAACAUGUUUCUACAUGUAUUGAUGAUAUUUAUAAAUCGUUGACAAAUUCACAAGCUGCUGUUGCAUGUUUAACAGCUGAAGAUGCUGAAGAACCCUAUAAAGGUGGUAUUACAUACAAUUGUGUGGCGCCUGGUAAACGUUUUCAAGCUAUGGAAAAUUUAUCUGGUGGAGAAAAAACUGUUGCAGCUAUUUGCCUUUUAUUUGCUUUGAGAAGUUUUAAACCAGCUCCAUUCUUUUUGCUCGAUGAAGUUGAUGCUGCUCUUGAUAAUACAAAUAUUGGUAAAGUAGCUGAUUUUAUUCGUGAACAAUCAGCAUCUGAAUUUCAAUGUAUUGUUAUUUCACUCAAAGAGCAAUUUUAUUCACGUGCUGAUGCACUUGUUGGUAUCUAUCCCGAGCCCGGCGAUUGCAUUACUAGUCAUUGUCUUACAUUAGAUUUAAAUCAAUUUGACGAACGAGAAAAUGUUGCAAAUACACGUGGAUAA
Messenger RNA from Rotaria socialis, 3825 nucleotides. NCBI's taxonomy places the organism in Eukaryota, Metazoa, Rotifera, Eurotatoria, Philodinida, Philodinidae. The record is from the annotation of a GenBank genome assembly.